This is a messenger RNA of Caenorhabditis angaria, 3723 nucleotides long. NCBI's taxonomy places the organism in Eukaryota, Metazoa, Nematoda, Chromadorea, Rhabditida, Rhabditidae. The record is from the annotation of a GenBank genome assembly.
AUGUUCCGAGUUUCAAACAUUUUUGCCAAAAAUGUGCAAUUGUGUGCAAAUGCUCAGAGAUUUGCCAGCACUGCCGCGGCUCCAGAAAUGAUCAAAAUUGAGAAAGUUGGAGCGAACCAGAAUGUUGCGUUGAUUAAAUUGAAUCGACCAAAAGGUGAGGGAUUUGGGGAUAAGUUUUUAGCUGAAAAUCACUGAAAAUUGAAGAAUUCUAUGAUUUUCAGCAUAAAAUUCUGGUCUAGAUAUUUCCUGGAAAUUUUACGUUUCAAAAAUUCAAUGAAUUUUUUGGAUCUGAAAAAAGUUCGAUACAUGGCACUUAGGCUUUUCUAGACUCAAAUUUUGCGCUGAAAAUCAUGGAAAUGCUGAAAAUCACUGAAAAUGAAGAGUUCCAUAAUUUUCAGCACUAAAUUUUGGUCUAGCACAAAAAAUUCUGGAAAUAUUUCACUGUUUCAAGAAUUCAUUAGUUUUUUCGGAGUCUAUAAAGAUUCUUUUGAAAUUCUAGACGCAAAUUCUCUCCUGAAAAUCAUGGAAAUGCUGGAAAUUUCUGAAAAUUAAGAAUUCCAUAAUUUUCAGCACAAAAUUUAGGUCUAAAUAUUUCCUGGAAAUUUUACGUUUCAAAAAUUCAAUGAAUUUUUGGAUCUGAAAACAAUUCGAUUUUUUUUCUUUUUUCACUUCUAGACUCAAAUUUUGCGCUCAAAAUCAUGGGAAUGCUGAAAAUCAAGAAUUUCACAAUUUUCAGCACAAAAUUCUGAUCUAGAAGGAAUUUUUCUAAAAUUUUCUCACUGUUUCAAAAAUUCAUUGAAUUUUUUCGUCUAGACUCAAAUUUUGUGCUGAAAAUCAAAAAAAUCACUGAAAAUAUAGAAUUCCCCAAUUUUCCAGCUCUCAAUGCACUUUGUUCCCAACUAAUGACCGAAUUAUCAUCGGCUCUUCAAACCUUGGAUGCUGACAAACAAAUCGGAGCUAUUGUCAUAACUGGAAGUGAAAGAGCCUUCGCAGCUGGUGCUGAUAUCAAAGAAAUGACAAAUAAUAGCUUCUCGCAAACAUUCAGCGGAAGUUUCUUGAGCAAUUGGACUGAUAUCAGCAAAGUCACGAAGCCAGUAAUCGCCGCUGUCAACGGUUUUGCUCUCGGAGGCGGCAAUGAGCUCGCAAUGAUGUGUGACAUUGUCUACGCUGGAGAAAAAGCACAAUUCGGUCAACCGGAAGUCAAUAUUGGCACAAUUCCAGGAGCCGGUGGAACUCAAAGAUGGGCUCGAACUGCUGGAAAAUCAGCUGCGAUGGAGAUUUGUUUGACUGGAAAUCGAGUGACUGCACAGGAAGCCAAAGAUUUGGGAAUUGUUAGCAAAGUCUACCCGGUUGAACAGGUUGUUCCGGAAGCGAUUAAAUUGGGAGAGAAGAUUGCGUCGCAAUCACCGCUCAUUGUUCAAAUGGCGAAAGAGGCGGUGAAUAAGGCGUUUGAAACGACUUUGCAAGAAGGUUUGCAUUAUGAGAGACGACUUUUCCAUGUCACUUUUGCGACCAAAGAUCAAAAGGUGAGCAGCACAAAAUUCUGAUAUAAAAAGAAAUUUCCUGAAAUUUUUCACUGUUUCAAAAAUUCAUUAAAUUUUUUGGGUUUGAAAAAAUUUGAUAAUCCUCUUGAAUUGUUUCUAGACUCAAAUUUUGCGCUGAAAAUCUUGAAACCGCUGGAAAUCACGGAAAAUUAAGAAUUCCAUGAUUUUCAGCACGACAUUUUGAUAUUAAAAAAAAAUUCCCUGAAAUUUUUCACUGUUUCAAAAAUUAAUUUAAGUUUUUGGGUUCAAACAAAUUCGAUCAUCACUUCUUAUCUUCUUCUAGACUCAAAUUUCGCGCUGAAAAUCAUGAGAAUGUUGAAAAUCACUGAAAAUCAAGAACUCCAUGAUUUUCAGCACGACAUUUUGAUCUAAAAAUAAAUUUUCUGAAAUUUUUCACUGUUUCAAAAAUUCAUUGAAUUUUCUGGAGUUAAAAAAAUUCCAUUCGUCAUUUGCUCUCUUAGAUUCGAAUUUCGCGCUGAAAAUCAUGAAACUACUGAAAAUCACUGGAAAUUAAUAAUUCCAUAAUUUUCAGCACGAAAUUCUGAUCUGGAAAUUUUACGUUUCAAAAAAUUCAAUUAUGGGCCUAUGCAGAAUAAUAUUUUGUAAUAAAAAAACAUAAAAAAACAUUUUUUUCCUAUGCAGAAAAACGUCGAAAAAACAAAAUAAAGACAACGUGAAAUUGAGAGAGCGCAGACAUAAAAUGGUUUUUUUCUCUGCACUCUCUCAAUUUCACGUUGUCUCUACUCAAAAUAAUAAACUGUAUAUUUUGUUUUUUCGACGUUUUUCUGCAUAGGAAAAAAAUGUUUUUUUAAUACAAAAUAUUAUUCUGCAUAGGCCCAUUAAUGUUUUGGGAUCUAAAAAAGGCAAUAUGCUUUCAACCAAAAUUGUUAAAAAAUAUUCAAAUUCUACGCUGAACAUGAUGAAACUACUGAAAAACACUGAAAAUCAAGAAUUUCAUGAUUUUCAGCACAAAAUUCUGAUCUGGAAAUUUUACGUUUCAAAAAUUCAAUAAAUGUUUUAGGAUCUAAAAAAGGCAAUAUGCUUUCAACCAAAAUUGUUAAAAAAUAUUCAAAUUCUACGCUGAACAUGAUGAAACUACUGAAAAACACUGAAAAUCAAGAAUUUCAUGAUUUUCAGCACAAAAUUCUGAUCUGGAAAUUUUACGUUUCAAAAAAUUCAAUAAAUGUUUUAGGAUCUAAAAAAGGCAAUAUGCUUUCAACCAAAAUUGUUAAAAAAUAUUCUAAUUCUACGCUGAACAUCAUGAAACUACUGAAAAACACUGAAAAUCAAGAAUUUCAUGAUUUUCAGCACAAAAUUCUGAUCUGGAAAUUUUACGUUUCAAAAAUUCAAUAAAUGUUUUAGGAUCUAAAAAAGGCAAUAUGCUUUCAACCAAAAUUGUUAAAAAAUAUUCUAAUUCUACGCUGAACAUCAUGAAACUACUGAAAAACACUGAAAAUCAAGAAUUUCAUGAUUUUCAGCACAAAAUUCUGAUCUGGAAAUUUUACGUUUCAAAAAUUCAAUAAAUGUUUUAGGAUCUAAAAAAGGCAAUAUGCUUUCAACCAAAAUUGUUAAAAAAUAUUCUAAUUCUACGCUGAACAUCAUGAAACUACCGUAAUAACUUGAAAAUUAAGAAUUUUAUGAUUUUCAGCACAAAAUUUUGAUCUAAAAAGAAUUUUCCUAAAAAAUUUUCACUGUUUCAAAAAUUCAUCUAAUUUUCUGGAAGCUUAAAAAUCUCGAUCAUCUUUCAUAUCUACUUCUAGACUCAAAUUUUGCGCUGAAAAUCAUGAAAAUGCUGAAAAUCACUGAAAAUUAGGGAUUUUAUGAUUUUCAGCCCGAAAUUCUGAUCUGGAAUCAUCCGGGAAAUUGUACGUUUCAAAAAUUCAUUGAAUUUUUGGGAUUCAAUGAAAAUUCGGUGUUUCAACUUUAAUCAUUUUUAAAGAUUCAAAUUUUGCGCUGAAAAUCAUGGGAAUGCUGAAAAUCACUGAAAAUUAGAAAUUAUAUGAUUUUCGGCACAAAAUUCUGACCAGAUCUGAUUUUCUGAGGAAAAAAUUUGAAUUUUUCACCUAAAUUCAAUGCUAGUUUCAUUUCCCCCCGCGAAAAUUCUCAAAAUUCAAAUUUUUUUCAGGAAGGAAUGACCGCUUUCGCUGAAAAACGUGCACCAAACUGGAAAUCCGAGUAA